AUGCCGCCGCGCGUGGCGGAGGCGCCGUCCGCGCAGCAAGGUGCGCCGAGGGGCGGCGUUUGCGCGCCGUGCGAGGGAGUGGGGGAGGAUAAUCGCGUGGGGAGUUAUGCCGCGGAGAGGAAGGGGAGUGGGCGGAGAGGGGCGGAGAGUGGAGCACAGCGCGACUGCACUCCCUCCUCACCGCCCCACUCCGCCCCUCUCCAUCGUCAUUGCCUGUCAACCCAUGCAAUCCAAUGCCUUCUCCUCCUUUCCUCCGCCUCACCCCUUGUGUCGUUCCUUGUCACUCCCCGACCGUCCCCUCCCUUCCUCCUUCCCUCCGCCCCCGCAGUGCACGCGCGGCUGGCGGACCUCUUACUGCUGGCGCCGCACGAGCCUACUCUGCACGCGCGACUGGCGGAUCUCUUACUGCUGGCGGCGCACGAGCCAUCAGCGGCGCUCGCGGGCGUGCAGCAGCGCGUGCAUGGAAACGUCCCUGCACUCGUGGCGCUCAAGGCCGACACGCUCGCCUGCUCACGGGAGGCCGAGUUCGCCGGCGCUGACGUGGCGGACUGCCACGUCAUCGCGCGCAGCAUGACAGCUGGCGGCCCGGCAUCCCUGCAGCGCAUGCUGGCGCGCCUGGCCGCCGCCAAGCCCCUCCUGCCGUCCCUGCGCGGCGCCAAAGACGUGCCGCCACGCCCCCUCCCCUCCGUGCGCGUGGGCGUGGAUGUGUCGGGUGGAAGGCAAGAGAACGCAGCAGGCAAGCACUUGCAGCCGCUCCUGCCGUCGCUGCGCGGCGCAAACGACGUGCCCCCAGGUCCCCUCCGUGCGGGUGCAGAGGCGGAGGGUGCUGCUGCGCUGAGGGCUGCAGAGGGGCAUGCCCUGCCACAUGCUGGGGGGGCUGAUGCGGUGGAAAGGGGUGGAGCACGAGGAGGAGCGGUGGAGGUAGCAACUUGUGCGACAGCUUCAUGCACUGUUGAUGUGCCAGCUGUUGCUCCCAGUGCUGACGUGGCAGCUGUCACUCCCAGUGCUGAGAUUGCAGCUGAUGCUCCUAGUGCUGACGUGGCAGGAGAACGGGUGGCUGACAGGGCAGCUGUGAGGAGGGCGGUGACGGUGCCAGCAGCACUGCUUGCGUUCAUCAACGACGGAGCGGAGGACUCUGCGGAGGAUGCUGUUAUCGGGGCAGCCUCUACGGGGGACGCACAGACGAGCAUAUCAAGCCGGUUGUUUCGGCUCAUCUCCCCUCCUGGCCUGCUGUGGCAAUCCCAACAACCGUUGCGGAUCAAGGAGGAUAUAUCGGAGGUAGCUCAUGGUGCGGCUGGUGGUAACUGGAUAAGAGACGAGCAGCGGUUACGGUUGGAAGUGUGGCUUGAUGAGAAAUGA
This is a messenger RNA of Closterium sp. Yama58-4, 1359 nucleotides long. Lineage: Eukaryota; Viridiplantae; Streptophyta; Zygnematophyceae; Desmidiales; Closteriaceae. The record is from the annotation of a GenBank genome assembly.